AUGAGGCCUGAAGAAGUUAUCCAGUGUGCACCAGGUACAGGAGGUGCCAUUUGGGAGAAUGUCGGGCUAAGGAAUGCUUCCUUUGUAGGGUUACCGCCACAUCAGGAGAUUGAGUUUGUCAUUGAAUUUGCAUCGGGAACAAAACUAUUAUAUAGAGCACAAUACAUAAUGCCUUUGACAAAAUUGAAGUUGAUGAUGAAAGAUGAGGAUAUCCUGAAAACAACCUUUCGCACAAGUCUUUUUCUUGUUCUUUUUUUGCAGAACUUUCCUUGUCAAGAAGUUGAAAGACAUAACAAGCCGGAGGUUGAGCUUAAGACUAGCUCUGAACUUCUGUUGAAUCCGGUUUUGAUUUGUAGAAACGAGGCUGAGAAAUGGUUAAUUGAAACAUCUAUUAAUUCAUUGCGCAUAAGCCUCAAGGUGAAGCAGGCAGAUGAACUAGAAAACAUGCUAACUAAAAAAUUUCUUAGAUUUUUGUCAAUGAGAGCAGAAGCAUUUCAGGUGCUUAGAAGAAAACCAGUACAGGGUUAUGAUAUUAGCUUCCUUAUAACAAAUUACCACUGUGAGGAUAUGCAGAAGCACAAGCUCAUUGAUUUUAUCGUACAAUUCAUGGAGGCAAGAACUUUAUUAAAAUCUCAUAAAAUUCAUAUUUCAAUAAAUGGUAGUAGAUAUAUGUGUAUUCCAUUUGAUAGUUUAAUAUUAAGUGAUUCAGGACAUAACAAUGAACCCCAUAAGUUUCUACAGUCUAAUUCUGAAAUAAUUCCUUUCAAGAACACAUAUUUAUAA
Humulus lupulus (European hop) is the source of this 783-nucleotide messenger RNA. RefSeq lists its product as uncharacterized. Gene Ontology annotation, molecular function: actin filament binding. Lineage: Eukaryota; Viridiplantae; Streptophyta; Magnoliopsida; Rosales; Cannabaceae. Gene Ontology annotation, biological process: actin filament polymerization; Arp2/3 complex-mediated actin nucleation. The record is from RefSeq and is a predicted model, not a curated record. Bases 1 to 783 code for a protein of 260 amino acids. Gene Ontology annotation, cellular component: actin cytoskeleton; Arp2/3 protein complex. The transcript has 8 exons.